UUUAUUUUUGAGAGAGAGAGAGAGACAGAGCAUGAACGGGGGAGGGUCAGAGAGAGAGGGAGACACAGAAUCUGAAACAGGCUCCAGACUCUGAGCGGUCAGCACAGAGCCUGACGCGGGGCUCGAACUCACGGACCGCGAGAUCGUGACCUGAGCCGAAGUCGGACGCUCAACCAACUGAGCCACCCCAGGCGCCCCUGGGCUGUACUCUUUUCAACCCGUACUCAGUCAAAAUGGGGAAAAAAAACCCUUUCCAAAAGUCUAUCCCACUCUGACACCUGCAGCCUUGGUUUGUACCCCAUUCUCUCUCCUCCCCUCCACUCUUGGUAUAAAUAUCUUCUUACAGUCCUUAUAGCAUCUGGAAUAUUAUUUUUAAUAUAAUUGAAAUGUUGUCUUAGAAAAUUUAAAUGACUGUGGUAAUUUUGUCAAGAACUGUCAUUUGUCUGGACACCUGCCAUUUAGUCAACCAAGAGUUGCUGAGUGAUUACUGUGUGCCAAAUUGUGCCUUAAAUGGGGGUAUGUCCAGGUGACCCAAACACCCUUCUCAGGGAGCUUCUGGUCAGGUUAACAUUUUGGAGCCCUUCCUUACCUGUGAAUAUUGGUAGACAUUUAUUCAAAAAUUCCUAAACCCAUAAUUUAUGUAAAUCACAUGAACCUUCAAUUUACCUGGAUUUUCAGGUUAUGUACUAAAAUUGUAUUGAUUGGACUAACCUUAUAUUUUAUAUAUUUUUUAAUGUUUAUUCAUUUUUUGAGAGAGAGAGAGACAGAGAGACAGAGCAUGAGUUGGGGAGGGGUGAGGAAGGAGACACAGAAUCCGAAGCAGGCCCCGGGCUCUGAGCUGUCAGCACAGAGCCCAGUGCAGGACUCAAACUCACGAACCACAAGUCAUGAUCUGAGCCAAAGUCAGAUGCUUAACCAACUGAGCCACCCAGGCGCUCCUAUGUUUUAUAUUUUAAAAGAAGCCUGAGUCAAUUAGUUCACCCCAGACUAUAAUAGGAUCUAACAUAUUCAGUAUAGAAAACCAGAGAUGAUAAAUAUUUCAGUACCAGGCACUUCCCAGGUCCUAUAAUGAAUAUAAAUGGUAGCUGAAAAGCCCUUGUUUGAUAUGGCAUCUUAUUGUCAAAGUUAAUAAUUUUUAAAAAUUGAUUUUGAAUAGUAAGUACGAUGUAUACAGCCAGCAUCUGUGAAUAUGACUGAAAUAAUUUGAGUAGAGAAAAAGAGCCCAAAAGGCUAAACUUACCUAUCCUAAAUUUCAUAAGUACUCGGUAUUUUAAAUGCCCUAGCCAAAUUCCACCUUCAGAUCACAUGCUGUUUCACUGGAACUUUUCAGAUUAUUUGAAGAGAGAACAGGAUUCUUAGAACAGCAAAGAAGAAUUUAAUCCUUAUCCAGAAAAGUUACCGUUUGUUCUGAGAACACUGUAACUUAGAUCAGGUCAAUUAUAUGGGUAUAUGUACCUCAAGUUUAUUUUCCUCUGAAUUUGUAGCAUAUUGGAGAUGGUAAAUCUUCAUUAUUUCCCUUUUGUUUCUAAGUAUUGUUUUCAGCUUAAAGAUUUCAAAACUUGAACAAAAGUGAAAAAAAAAAGAAAAUGUCGACUUGUGUGGUUAUUAGCUUUUUUCUGCGUUGAGAGACCAGGACUUUUAAAAUAACAUCAGCAUGGUUCUUUCAUGGUAUCCCUGGCCCCGCAAAAGGCAGGAAGUCACAGAAGUCUCACAGGGCACCAUAAGCAUCAGGCCCCUCUGUUGUUGCUCAACAAAUACCAAAGAAUAGUAACCACCUGAGGUUCGGACCAAACAAAUUCUGUGUAUCUUCAGAUCAGCGUUAUUCCCAUACUUAAGUAUGCACAACAGAGAUGGCUGGAAGUGAACAGCAGUCAUUCCUGUAGAGACUCAAAGGUAAUUUCUUAUCCAUAAUUUUAAGAUUAAAAAUUUUUAAACGGCUCUAAAGAAACCUACGGGGCAUAUGUUUUCAGACCUGUUUUUAUGGCACUCUUCUGGGCUUAGAAUAGAAAUGAUGCCAUUUCCCCAGGCUGGCAGUGGGAUGGAUGGGCAAAUGCUGCCACCUUCUGGCCAUAGCCUGGCCAAAUGGAAAGCUGGAAGACCCUCCAACCCCAUACAGACGUCGUUGGAAAAACAAAUAACUUUUCCAAUGUUUUUAACAGGAGUGUGAUCAAGUUCACAUAGAUGAUGUUUCCUCUGAUGAUAAUGGGCAAGACUUAAGGUAAGCCAUGCCUUUCAGUAUGCUAUUUCCUACAGAAAUUCGGCUGCGGAGUUUUGCACAUGUAAUUAUUUCUUUUAUUUCUUUUUAAUGUAUUCUGGGUGUUACAGUACCUACAGUUUUGCAACUGAUGGCUUCCAUGCAGCUGCAAGUAGUGCAAACCUUUGUUUGCCAACAGGUGUAAGAGGAGGGGUUGACUGGAUGAGGAAGUUGGCUUUUCGUUACAGAAGAGUAAAAGAAUUAUACAACACCUACAAGAACAAUGUUGGAGGACUCCUUGGCCCUGCCAAGAGAGACGCAUGGUUGCAGUUGAGGGCAGAGAUUGAAGGUCUGACAGACUCCUGGCUAACAAAUGCACUUAAAUCAUUAUCGAUUAUUAGUACUAGGAGUAACUGCGUAAAUGUCUUGGUAACGACAACCCAACUGAUCCCAGCUCUCGCGAAGGUUCUACUCUAUAGUUUAGGAGGUGCUUUCCCCAUUGAGAAUAUUUACAGUGCAACUAAAAUAGGUAAGACAAUUACUUCCAACUCUGUGUGGAAUGUGCUCACAGCUGGGUUUUGGGGGAUUUCCUUAAUAUGUCUGUCUGCGUGAUUCCCUCUUCCAUGAGUUUUGCUAUUAGAUUAUCAAGCAAAUUUGAAUGGAGUGCAAGUAACAAAGUACCCUGAAACCCAAUGUAUGUGUGCAAAUUUUAUGAAAACUGUUGCCCAGUGAAAUUCUGAAUUCAGUAUCUGGACAAUUCUAUUUGCUUACUUAUGUGUUUGUAUUUACACUUCAGGACAACACGUGUUUUCUAAAUACUAGACAGUGUCUUUAGCCAUGGUAUUUAAUACCUUAAUGAUUUAAUAUCUUAAAUAUCUUAAUUGCCUCUUUGCAGAUGCAGUAAUCUAGAUCUAAGAUAAAAUACUCUUUUGACAUUACAGGGGAGUGCCGGAUGGAUUGAGUAGGAUCCUACACUUCAGAAACAAAAAAUAACAAUUUCAUGAAUUAUAACCCAUGAAUGGCUAGAAAUACACACUUCCAAAAAUGUUCAAUCAGUAACCAAAGAACUCCAGCCUUGUUCAUUUGCUUAACAUCUAUCUGCGGAGCCAUCUUGGAGUUUUAACUGCCUUUCACAGACCAAGUCUCUAAGCAUCUUUCAAAAACAGAACUUCCUAACUUCUGCUGUCCUGAAAGAGUUAAAAGAAAACAGCUCCUGUAUUCCACUGUCUGUCAAGGAAAUGACUGGGGAAACAGGUUGUCUAAUGCACCCUGAAGGUCAACAGACUUAGGGUCUGGCACCUUGACAAGAGUUCAGAAUCCUAAAAUCCCCUACCAAAAAUAACCUGCCCUGGGUCUCGCCGAGUUUUGAUAUUGGCACAGGCAGAAAGAGCCCCCACUUGCAGCUGUUCCAGGAGGAUAGUUAAAGAGAGCCAAGCCUUCAUGAUGUCAAUUCCACAUUGUCACGGCACUACAUACAGUUCAGAACCCUGAUACCAAUCCCAUUCACUUCUUACAUAAAUGUAUGUAUUUACGCAGCAGGAUUAAUGUGUCACACUUUGUCUUCCAUUCUGGCAAAUCAAAUAAUUUGACACCAGCAUAAACAUUUCUUCUAGGAAGGACAAUAUUCUUUUUUAUUGGUCAAAUUGUUCCUUAUAUUUAAUCUGAAAAAAAAAAAAACACAAUCAUUCUUAUUUUUCCCCUUAAGCUAGUAUUUUUUGGAGUUCUGAACUAUCAGAUUAAGAAAAAAAAAUGCAAAAAUAGCCAUGACUGCAUGAACAUUCUGGGAAUGAAAUUCAGAGGAUUAUGGCAGUGUUGUAAAAUGAAGAACAUGUAGAAAUUCCACGGUGUUAUUCUCAUGCAAUCAGAGGAGACGGGUGUCACCAGUGCUGUGGCCCAGACAGCACCCUUGGUACAAUUAAUCUGAGCAGACUAGCUCCUAGCCACUUGAAGAAAGGAGGUUUUU
Messenger RNA from Panthera uncia (snow leopard), 4157 nucleotides. Its product is annotated as eyes absent homolog 4-like. Gene Ontology annotation, cellular component: nucleus. Gene Ontology annotation, molecular function: protein tyrosine phosphatase activity. The record is from RefSeq and is a predicted model, not a curated record. The transcript has 3 exons. Lineage: Eukaryota; Metazoa; Chordata; Mammalia; Carnivora; Felidae. Gene Ontology annotation, biological process: positive regulation of DNA repair; negative regulation of extrinsic apoptotic signaling pathway in absence of ligand; cell differentiation. The coding region runs from base 2306 to 2806 and encodes 166 amino acids.